Molecule: messenger RNA, 1450 nt
Organism: Candoia aspera
Lineage: Eukaryota; Metazoa; Chordata; Lepidosauria; Squamata; Candoiidae
Gene: DAP3
Product: death associated protein 3
Exons: 14
Coding region: 193-1377 (394 amino acids)
Biological process (GO): apoptotic process
Cellular component (GO): mitochondrial ribosome; mitochondrial small ribosomal subunit
Molecular function (GO): structural constituent of ribosome
Source: RefSeq, a predicted model, not a curated record
CCUUCGGAGGACCCGUCGCUCGGACGCGGAGACGCCGCUCUUCUCUCGCGCGCGGCGGGCUGAGAUGGCGGCGCCCAGGAAGGCGGAAAGCUCCUGAGGGGACGGCGGGGAUUUGAAGCCUUAACGGCGAAGCGGCACGUCGGUACAUUUAUAUAACUUUUUUAAAAAAAAUUCUAGUCCUCAAAAGGGACAAUGCUGAGGAGUUUGAGAAAACUCAUCCCUCGGGGAUGCAAGCUGGAACAGGAUGGCUUUCUCUACCCCAGGACCUGGCAGAGGACAAUGGCAACCCAGGACGCCCAGCUUCAACCAGAAAAGCUCAGAGCUGCCUUCCUUACCAGUGAGAAUGACCCAGCCAAACAUGGCGAAGAGCAUGUAGGUCACUAUUACAGCAUCUCUCCUGAGGAGGUGAAGGAGAUCUUCCCCCACGGGCUGCCAUCCCGCUUCAAGAUGCAGAUGAAAACCUUCAACGAAGCUUGCGUCAUGAUUCGACAGCCAGCUGUAGAACUCAUUACCUACUUGAAGCACACCAACUUGGCUCACCCAGCCGUCCGAUACCUCAUCUAUGGAGAGAAGAGUACGGGGAAAACCAUGGUGCUCUGUCACGCCGUCCAUUACUGUGCAAGGCAGAACUGGGUCAUCGUUCACAUUCCAGACACUCACCUCUGGGUGAAGAAUUGUAAAGAACUGCUGCCAUCUUCCUACAAUAACGAGCGGUUCGACCAGCCUAUGGAAGCCGCAAACUGGCUGAAGAAUUUCAGAAUCACCAACGGACGGAUCUUGACCCAGAUCAAAACACAACAGAAGUACACAUGGGGCAAGCAAGAUGUCACAGAAGAAGGCUGUCCCCUGAUAGACUUGACUGAGAAGGGCUUGGCUUGGGUGAAAUAUGCCAGCGAUACCGUCGGGGUGAUCUUGAAAGAGCUGAAGCGGCAGUGUGGCCAGGGAUCUUUCCGAAUGCUUGUGGCUGUGGACGGAAUCAACUCUCUCUGGGGAAGGACGGCGUUUGGAAAACCCAGGCAGAACGUCUCUGUGGAGGAGCUGACGCUGAUCCGCCAUCUAAGGAAGAUGGUGGCCAAUGAUUGGACAGGCGGGGCCAUCGUGGCCACUCUCAGCCAAACAGGAUCACCCUUCACGCCCCGCCGACUUUAUUUGCCCCAUGAAUUGCUGGGACAGAAAGGUUUCGCCGCCCUGGAUCCUUUUGUUCCUAUCCAGGUUUCCAACUACACAGAUCGGGAGUUUGCGAGCUGUUACCAAUACUAUCUGGAACGCAAGUGGCUGCAACAUGAAAAAUCCAGCACCAACGAGGGUCGGAUGGAACUUUGCUUUCUCACUGGACGCAACCCUGGAGAGUUCGAUCGAAUCAGCUCCUUCCUGUAGCAGGGCGUCCCCCGCCAGCACACCGAUCUCACGGCUCGUGAAAUCCCCUCCUAAUAAAAGUUUUAAAAGCUUC